GAUGCCCAGAAUUCAAGCUUAAAAUGAUAUAUGAGAGUUCGAAUUUGGUUCCCAAUUCCAAACCUCAACAAAUCAAAUUGAAUCCAAACUCAAUCAAUUUUCGAAUCGAGCUCGAAGAUAGAAUGCUUCUGCUCGAAUAAAAGCUCACUCUGCAUUGACUAAGUAGCUAGCGAAAUCGCAUUUUCCACAGUGAAAGAAAGAAGUUUCAGAAACACGGGAAAAUAAUCAGGAUCUCUCACAAUUUUUUUUAUCCAUCCUUUUCCCGCGUUCGCGGCAUCGCAGAUCUGAACAGAGUUGACUUGCAGGAGGAUUUGUGUUUGGUUGAGCUUAGUGGACUGAGAUGGGACUCUUUGAUGGACUUCCCAUUCCAAGAGACAAGUCGUACUUAAGGGAAGAGUUGUCUAAGAUAGAUGAAAGUUGGGCAGCUGCACGUUUUGAUUCUCUUCCACAUGUCGUGCAUAUUUUGACCUCAAGAGACCGCGAAGGUGAAUUGCAGGUUUUACGGGAACAGAAUGAGAUAAUUGAGGAUGUUGUGGAUGAAGUAGUGCACACAUAUCAUGGUGGCUUCAACAAAGCAAUUCAAAAUUAUUCCCAGAUCUUGCGGUUAUUUACUGAAUCCGCCCAAGGCAUUGCUGUUCUGAAGGGCGAUUUGUCUGAAGCAAAGAAACUUUUGGGUACCCAUAACAAGCAGUUGCAUCAGUUAUGGUAUCGCUCGGUCACUCUGCGGCAUAUCAUAGCUCUCUUAGAUCAAAUUGAAGGCAUAGCUAAGGUUCCAGCCCAGAUUGAGAAGCUAGUUGCUGAAAAGAAGUUUUAUGCUGCAGUGCAGUUGCAAGUUCAAUCAGCUCUGAUGCUUGAAAGAGAGGGUCUUCAGACGGUUGGUGCUCUACAGGAUGUCAAGUCUGAGUUGACUAAGCUUCGUGGAAAUCUGUUCUACAAAGUUUUGGAUGAUCUGCAUGCACACCUUUAUAAUAAGGGUGAAUACAGUCCAGCCUUAUUAAAUGUUUGUGAAAAGGAUGAUGAAGUGUCAACUAGAACAGUUAUUGCGUUGUCUCUAAACAACUCGCAACCUCUAUCCCGAAGAACUAGGUUAUUAAAAGGCGACAAUCAGUUCAGCUUGUUUGGAGUUGAUGGAUCUAAGGGACCUAGUUCUGCUGAUGGGGGCUCAUUAUUUGAUGUUCAUGAUGACGGUGGUGUUCUAGAGCAUGAUGAUUCUACAUCAGAAGGUUAUACCAAUAUAAUAAGGGACAAUGGUGAUAUUGGUCUGAAGAAUGCCAAGAUCAUUUCCCGACAAAUUCCCAAGUGGCUUUCUGAUUCUACUCCUGAUGAAUUUAUUGAAGCAAUGAGGAAGAGUAAAGCUCCUUUGCACGUGAAGUAUCUGCAGACAAUGGUUGAGUGCCUUUGUAUGCUUGGAAAAAUUGCAGCAGCCGGUGCUAUGAUAUGCCAAAGGUUGAGGCCCACCAUUCAUGAGAUAAUUACAACCAAGAUAAAAUCUCAUGCAGAGAACAUUAGUAGUUCAAGGCAUAACACUGGUCCAACUGCGCAUACUGGUGUUACAGAUCAAUACUCUCUGGAAGGAAAGUUUGAAGAUUAUCUGCCCCCAAAACAGAAUAGCCAAAAUGGGAAAUUGCUUUCAGGAGUGGUUCACACAGUCAGUCCUGUUUCAUCAUUAAUGGCUCCUGCCGGAGCAGCACAGGUUGCUGUGAAGGAGCUUCUUGAUUCAAUUUUGGAUGUUGUUGGUCAUAUAUUUGAGAAUCAUGUUGUUGUUGGGGAGCUUUUUGAGUCAAAAUCCUCUCCACAGUUUGACUCAAACACCCCAAAAUCUAUGCCAACAAAUAUUAACUGGAAUCCAGACACAGACAUAUCUAAUUAUACUGGAGGCUAUAGUCUUGGUUUUUCCUUGACUGUGUUACAGAGUGAAUGCCAACAACUGAUCUGUGAGAUUCUACGAGCGACACCAGAAGCUGCUUCUGCAGAUGCUGCUGUCCAAACAGCUAGACUUGCAAGCAAGCCACCUUCGAGGGAUAAGAGAGAUGUACCAGAAGAUGGUCUUAUUUUUGCUUUUCGCUUCACAGAUGCUACUGUGUCCAUUCCAAACCAGGGAGUUGACCUCGUCCGGCAAGGAUGGAACAGGAGGGUAGCAAAUGUACACAAUGAAGGUUAUGGUACUACAGCUAUUUUACCUGAGCUGGGAAUAUAUUUAGCAGCAUCCGUAUAUCGACCUGUUCUUCAGUUUACAGAUAAAAUUGCUUCAAUGCUGCCUCAAAAGUACUCUCAACUUGGGAAUGAUGGGUUGCUGGCAUUCGUAGAGAACUUUGUGAAGGAUCACUUUUUACCAGCAAUGUUUGUAGAUUACAGGAAAGCUGUACAGCAGGCCAUAGCAAGUCCAGCUGCAUUUCGACCACGAGCUCAUGUACCUGCUUACACUACUUCAAUUGAGAAAGGACGGCCUGUCUUACAAGGACUUUUGGCAAUAGACUUUUUAGCGAAAGAGGUGCUCGGCUGGGCUCAAGCAAUGCCUAAAUUUGCAGCUGAUCUUGUGAACUAUGUGCAGACCUUUCUCGAAAGAACAUAUGAAAGAUGCCGAACUUCGUACAUGGAGGCAGUUCUUGAAAAGCAAAGUUAUAUGCUCAUUGGAAGACAUGACAUUGAACAACUAAUGCGACUUGAUCCAGCCAGUGUGUGUUUACCAAGUUCUCUUGGUUAUUCAAACUUAGAAAGUAAUGCUUCUGGUGCUGGGGAUACAGAGAUUGAGGUUGAAAUAAGUGAUAUAUUACUGAAGUUGAGGCCGAUCAAGCAGGAGAACUUGAUCCGUGAUGAUAACAAGCUUGUUCUGCUGGCAUCCUUGAGUGAUUCAUUGGAAUUUGUUGCAGAUUCAAUAGGAAGGCUUUCAGAAACAAGUGGUCAAGCUACCAAUCAAGGAAAGGAGGAUGGGAAUAAGAAGACUCACAAGCAUUCUAGGACAACAAGUUCCCCCCCUAAGGAUUUGGCAGCAUUUGCUGAAGAAUAUAAAAAGUUAUCAGUAGAUUGCCUCAAGGUUCUGCGUAUAGAAAUGCAGCUGGAGACUAUUUUCCACAUGCAAGAAAUGACAAGUAAAGAUUAUCUAGAUGACCAAGAUGCAGAAGAACCUGAUGAUUAUGUCAUUUCAUUAACAUCCUUGAUAACACGUCGUGAUGAGCAAAUGUCACCUUUCAUCAACGGAUUGAAGAGGAAGUAUGUUUUUGGUGGAAUUUGCAGUGUUGCGGCAGAUGCUUCCAUAAAGGCUUUGACUGAUAUAAAAUCUAUCAAUCUAUUUGGAGUUCAUCAGAUACGGCGCAACUCAAUAGCACUCGAACAGGCGCUUGCUGCAAUCCCCUCAAUAGACAGCGAAGCUGUGCAGUUGAAAUUAGAUCGCGUCAGAACAUAUUAUGAAUUGCUAAACAUGCCAUUUGAGGCUCUGCUUGCAUUCAUAAAUGAGCAUGCUGACCUGUUUACAACUACAGAGUAUUCAAGUCUUCUAAAGGUAGAGGUUCCAGGAAGAGAAAUUCCAGGUGAUGCAGAGGCUCACCUGAAUGAGAUAUUACGCGUCUAGAAUUCCCAAACCGACGAGAAAAUUCGUCUGUCAGUUACAGCAAGUAAAAUACUGCACAGUAAGUAAUAGAGUAAGAGUGAAAUUCCAUGUAGCAUCAAAUUUUCACGUUUCCCCUAUAUUCUUUUGUGUUUUAGUUUUUAAAAUAGUAUAGUUUGUGUGUAAAUUUCCUUCGUGAAGUAUUUACUACAUUGGCAAAAACAGUGUUGGUUCAGGAGCUUGUAAAAAUCAUCUUUGUAUAUUUUUAUUUUCGGUAGAAAGUGUGGGUAAAAAGUGUUUUCGUAUACACCAUGGUUUUGUUGAUUCUAUUAAGAGUAAAUUCCAUAAUUGGUC
Cuscuta campestris is the source of this 3898-nucleotide messenger RNA. NCBI's taxonomy places the organism in Eukaryota, Viridiplantae, Streptophyta, Magnoliopsida, Solanales, Convolvulaceae. The record is from the annotation of a GenBank genome assembly.